Messenger RNA from Diospyros lotus (date-plum), 2375 nucleotides. RefSeq lists its product as uncharacterized. NCBI's taxonomy places the organism in Eukaryota, Viridiplantae, Streptophyta, Magnoliopsida, Ericales, Ebenaceae. The transcript has a single exon. Bases 301 to 1527 code for a protein of 408 amino acids. The record is from RefSeq and is a predicted model, not a curated record.
UUCAUCUCUUGGCAUUGGCGUAAACAGCUCCGGUGUCAAUCAGGAUUCCGGCGAGCUUCUGACUUCUCUCUGCUUCCGAUCCAAUCGUCUUCGAAUAUACGAAUUUAAACCCGGUUAUCCUCGUUAAUCAUAUCUGUAAUCCAUUGACAAUGUUGGGGGGAGUUGUGGUUUUGUGCUGAAGCUGCUUAGAACUCGUUCGAUAAAAUGUCACAAUGAAGAAGUAGCAGUAACGAAUUGUUAAUAUGAGAUUUGGGUUUUGAAUCUCUCUUGCCGUGGAGGCGUUUAGUUUCUGAAGGGCGAAUGAUGACCCUCUAUUUGCCAAAAUGUCUUAGAAGAAAGCAAAAUAUAGUUAUCAAUGUGAGGGUGGUUCUGUAUCAUUGCUCGGUCGGUGGCUAUGAAGAGCCAUUACACUCUGAAUUGUAUGAGACGGCAUUUCCAAAGUUAACAAAAUUGGCCCACUUGUUGAGAAACGUGGAUUUGAUAGAUGGAAGCUUUGUUAAUAUCAAUGACCAAUCUGUAGCUGUUGAUGACUAUCUUCAGCAAAGUAUGCAUACCUUUAAGUCACUGGGCAGGAUCUUUCUCGGGUCUCCCAUGGCGCGGCAGAGAUUAAAGAGCCGGGAGGGUGUACCCCCUCACUGUUUCGGUAAACCAAGUGAAAGAGAGUCUAUGACUCUGGAUUCCCUUACCAAAGUGUCCAAUUUCUUGAACAUUUCUGCUCAGCAAAGGAAGGCUGUGCGUUUGGCUAUAUGCCCACAGGUCACACAGCACCAAAUAUGGACAGGAGCACUUGAGGAGAUUCUGGCAGGAUUGAGAUCAGAGAUUGAAGUUCUGAAUCGUUAUUCUCCAACUAAAGGGACACGGAUGGGACAGCAAAUUGUUGCUAGUUGUUUGAAGUUCUUGGAUGCUGCUAAUUCUUUUGAUCCCGAGUCUACUUCGUGGAUGCGCCUUGCACCUACAAAAGUUGGUGAUUCACCCGCUUCACAUAAGUGGGGAGAUGUUCUUGAGAUGUUCAAUGACCUUAUCAACUGCUUGAGAAGUGAGAAGGAAUUACUUUUUCAUUUUCCAAAGCUUGAGGUCAUGAAGGAAGGGCUUCUUCAGAUUAAGGAUGUGUUGAUAGAUAAGAAUAUUGGAUACAAGGAGACCCGGCGCCAAGGAAGUUUAGUGCAGAAGAAGCUAACAAAGACAUUAGGUCACUCAUCUCGAUGCUUGUUUACACUUCUAAUGUACUAUCUCCAUGGCAGUGUUAGAGAUAUCCAAGUGGAAGUCUGUGGGGGGAUGUAUGAAAGUGGUGGUAAGGACAAGUUCUGCUUGUGCAUGGGAAAGAUUUUGAUAACGAAUGAGGAGAAGAUGGUUCGAAGUGGGAUGAAGCAACUUGACAGGGCUCUUGGGUUAUUCAAGUUUGUUUGGGAAACAGCAGGGGUGAAAGCAAGUUUGGAACUGCAAGGCCAUUUGUGGUGCGUUGGGGCAGAGGAGAAAUCACUUUCAUACAGAGGAAAUAGGUUCUUCAUCCAUGCAAUUAGCCUCUGAUCCAGCCCUUCAUCAGCAAUUGCAUUGAAGUCAAAAUCAAGGCACGAUCCUUAAACAACUCGAUACUUUUGAAUUUAGAACAAAGAAACACCCUGUGUUUAUUCCUUUCACAUAGAUGCCAUUUUUCAGAUAGGAUUUACUGUAUGCUGCACAGGUUUUUUCAUAAAUUCCAUCCAAUAUCCUCACGAUAAUCAGUGUGAUGGAAUAUAUAUGUUAUGCCUGUUUUUUCUUUCGCGUUGUUUCUUCUGAUGGAACUUGCUUGGGAUGUUAAGGCAGCGCAUGCGAGAGCCCAGCCAAAUGCUACAAUAACAGAGAGGGCAAUGAGAGUGUCUAACCCUAUAUCUUUUGUUGUUCGAUAUUCAUAAGUUCAUCAUCCUGAAUGACAUGAAUUGUCAAUGUUUCCUCGCCUUCAAACAUAAAGGAAUCAUUACAUGAAAACACAGCCUUCACAUAUAACUCAAAAUCUCAUAACACUAGAAGAAACCCUUUGUACGUUAUCAUAUGCUUCAGCAAUUCAAGGUUGCCUUGUUGUGACCUUGGAAACCUUGGAAAGUCUGAAAUAUUUUGUGUCUUUCUUUCCUAUUCUUUUUGCUAGAUAACAUUCGAAAGCAUGUAAUAUUUUCAGUCUUAACUGGAGCUCAUGCCCAGGAGGCCAUGACAUGUCUUGUGGGUUUAAUAUUUUCAGUCUUAACCAGAGCUUAUGCCCAGGAGACCAUGACAUGUCUUGUGGGUUUGCCCUUCUGUAUCUGAUAUGUAGAUGGAAUGCUUGUUGCUGCAUGCAUCUGAAAGCUUAUGCAGCUUGGGGGCUGUGUUUGGGAGAGAUUUAGUAAUGGGUGGAUGGAAUGGAA